UUAAAUCAUAAUUAAGCGAUUUUCUGUUUUGUUUUGCUCGCUGGUAUCUUGUUGCGUGGCUACUCACUCUCGAUUAGUAUUGUGCGCGCAAUUAACACAGAAAUUUGCUAAAGUUAGCUAUCAAAACAAGUGCUGCAAACUUUUUGUCUUUUUGUGUUAUCAUAAAUGUCUCUAAGGGUUUUUGUAGUAACCGCAGAUCCAACUAUCGCGGGAACUGUUGGAUUUUAGUCGCCUCUUACGACUCUCACUCCUUAUCAAGUGUAAAUUCUUGAUCCUAAAAACCCACAGGGGUGGUCAUGGAAGGUUAAUAUGUCACCAAGUGAUAAUACCCUAAAGCCCUUAAACUUAACUAUUAAGACAACAACCCGCUACAGCGAAGGUUCCUCGAAAAUUCGAUUUGUCCUUUAUGAGACCCAUGUGAAAUGCCUUAUGAAAAAUUCAAUAAAAAGCGCCGACAAUGGGAGGAUAAUGGAGUUUUAGAAUUAAUUAAAUUGUGGAAAGUUUGCGCUUAUGAGUUGCGCACCAUAAAACGUAAUGGUCAUUUAUAUGUGGCUAUGGCAAAGCAGUUAACUGCCUUAGGUGUACCUGUAUCUGCAUUGGAAGUACAUUUCAAAGUAAACAAUUUGACGCAACGUUAUAGACAAGAGCAAAAAACUUUCGAGACCACUGGCAUAAUAAGCACGUGGAAAUUCUACUCACAAGUGGAUGAUGUUUUCAAAAGUUUGGCGGGCCAAGCUGGAGAUAAACGCAUUAUGACACCUGCUUCAAAUCCGGGUACUUUGCCUUCGGCAUCGGAAUCUCCCGUUUGGAAGAAUCAAAUGUCGCAGCAAGAGUUCAACAGUAAUAAUUCUGAAGGUUUUUAUAAAUCUGAGUAUGGAAUGCAUAGACAUUUUAUGGAUCACACCCAACCACCACCGAAUCAAAACAACGAUGUGAAUUUUAUGGCCUCUACAGCCGCUGCUGCUGCAGUUGCGGCUGCUUCAGCACAUCUUAAUCCAACGCCUAAUAAUACAAAUACUAAUGGUGUAGUACCCAACUACAACAACAAUAACAAAAUUAAAAAACCAACAGAGGAUUACGACAAAUUCGUGGAUAUAGUGAAAAAUAUUGUCGAUAAUCAUAAAGCAACACCGGAUAAAGUAGAUACAUUCGGUGACUUUAUAAAAUCGUAUAUGAGACGUUGGCCUGAUCGUUUGCAGGACGAAGCCAUCAAUCACAUAACAAAUUAUGUAAUUGUUAAAAAUAUGGAAAAUUCGAUGAAUAAUGGUGGAGAUGGUGUGAAUAAUAGACAAUAAUACAAAUGAUUUUUGUAAGAAAAUUUGGGUUAUAUAAGAUAGAAGAAAAUUUGCAAUGUGUUUAGUCUUCAAGUCGGAUUUAGUUUCAAAAAAGUCUACAUAAUUUCAAGUAAUGGUAAAGAUUUCGUUUUGGGACUAAGUUUAAGUUAUAUAAAAUUUUAGAGUUUAGUAAAAAUAUAUUCAUGCUUAUGCAUACAUACAUAAAUGUUUGCUUUUAAUGCACAUGAGAUAUAGCUAUUAACUUUUAUACCUUAAGAAUGAAUUUUACUUAUAGUUAUAUACAUUUAAGUUAAAUGAAAUGCUUUUACUU
Ceratitis capitata (Mediterranean fruit fly) is the source of this 1605-nucleotide messenger RNA. RefSeq lists its product as hypothetical. The record is from RefSeq and is a predicted model, not a curated record. Lineage: Eukaryota; Metazoa; Arthropoda; Insecta; Diptera; Tephritidae. Gene Ontology annotation, cellular component: nuclear body. The transcript is spliced from 6 exons. The coding region runs from base 423 to 1295 and encodes 290 amino acids. Gene Ontology annotation, biological process: positive regulation of DNA-templated transcription.